Molecule: messenger RNA, 417 nt
Organism: Habropoda laboriosa
Lineage: Eukaryota; Metazoa; Arthropoda; Insecta; Hymenoptera; Apidae
Exons: 3
Coding region: 34-417 (127 amino acids)
Biological process (GO): synapse organization
Cellular component (GO): neuron projection membrane
Source: RefSeq, a predicted model, not a curated record
CGAGCCAGAAUAAACGGCUCGUCGGAUAUCUACAUGAAAACUGGCAGUCUUCUCACGCUCACUUGCCUGAUGUCUCAAGGACCUCACGAUCUGGGCACAGUAGCUUGGCACCAUGGUAAUCAGCCAGUGGUAACGUCGCCCCAUUCCGAGAAUGACGUGAACGGCGAGCCUCGUAUCACAGUUGAAACUGAAUGGAGCGACGCCCUCACGUCAAGAUUGAGGAUCGCUCAUUUAAAGCCAAGCGACUCUGGGAACUACAGUUGCGUGCCCACUGUGGCGGCGAGGGCCACCGUCAACGUGCACGUUAUUAAUGAAGAGCAUCCAGCUGCAAUGCAGCACGGGAACACGGCAGCAGGCUCGCCAACAUCGAAGACAGUCCUCGUAAUGCUCGCUUUCUUUUUGGGUCAAUUGAGAUAA